CCAUUUUGGCUCAAGCCAGCUUGUUCAGGCGUGCUUGGGCAGGCGAUGGCGCGGGAGGUUCUGCGGGGCGCGGCUGGUGCCCGUGCCUCGGCAGACCGUCUGGUGCAGAAGUUGGUCAAGCAGCACGCGGAGGCCCGCGAGGAGGCCGCCUCCCUGAGGCGCUCCCUUCGGCAGCUCCUGGGCGGCUUCGAGGUUCUCAUCGGGGGCGCGGAGCUGGCGGACCGCGUGGCGGCGCUGAUUCCUGCCUUGCGCGCACUCCUUAAGGGCGAGACGCCCUCGCCCGAGGACGUGCUCAGGCGCAGCGUCGCGCUACACGCCGACGCCGAGGGCGAGAGCGUGGCAGAGGCGCGGCCCGCGCGCCUUCGGCAGAUGCAGAGGAGUGCGCGUCUCGAAGCUCGUCUGCAGGGCGUCGGUGGCGCGGAGGUGCUCGGGCGGAAGCUGUACGCCGUGGCGGGCAACCCGGCCGUGCUUCGCGAGCAGGCUGCCCCGUUCUGGCCGCGGCACCCCCCAGGAGUCUGGGAGCAGCUGGGCGGCGCCGGCUGGGAGAGCAGGACUGCGAGCGGUGCUGCACGCGCGGAGGCGCGGCCGCCGCGGGCGCGGGACGCCUUCCUCGCGGUCCAGAGCGUUGGGCCUUGGGAGACGCUGCCCCCCGUGUCCAUCCGCUGCACGUGUGGCGCCUUGGUCUACGCCUCGGCUGGUCUUCACGCGCGUGCUGACGUUGUGGCUGGUGCUGGAGGGCCCCUGCCGACGGGCUCCGCGGGCUCGAGUGGUGGUCACGUUGAGGCCGUCUCCAGCCCCGUGGGCAAUGCGGCCGACUCGGCCGAGUUCGACUACCUGGAGGUGGGUGCUGCCGAAGCUGAAGUGGAUACGGCCUGCUCGGUGUCGGAGGCGGCGCCACAGGCCAGCACUGCGGUUCUGGCGUACCUGCACGCUCACCCUGCGGCGCUCCUCUCGGGAGGCGGCGGGCCCCUCGCGGCUCCUGUGGCUGGCGGCACUGAUCCUGGCGCUGGUUUCGAAGGCAGCCGCGUCCGCAGGAAGCGUGGUGCAAGCACGGGGCGGCGCGCCCGUCGCGUCCGCUUCGACCUGCGUCCCGUCGUCAUCGGCACGGCCUUCGAGGAGGAGUCGGAGGAGGCCCCCCGCGCGGAGGCGGGGCUGGCGGCGUGGGCGAGCCCGUCCGCGGUCUCUGGGCCUUUUUGGACGGCCUCUCGGUAG
This is a messenger RNA of Prorocentrum cordatum, 1212 nucleotides long. The record is from the annotation of a GenBank genome assembly. NCBI's taxonomy places the organism in Eukaryota, Dinophyceae, Prorocentrales, Prorocentraceae.